ACUUGGGCCUCCAGUUGAAAGCCCUUUAUCCAAAGAGUUUAAAUUAAACAAGAACACUAAUCAUUGACAAAGAUGUUCCCUCCUUUGGAAUUGCUGUCCUAAAAAGGUUGGUGCAAGAUUCAAGUUUCACCGAGUCCAGGCCCAGAACUAAAACAGGGGGGCAAAAGGGAAUAGCCCAGAUUGAUGUCAUGUCCUAGAUGAUCAGGAAAACUACCACAUCAAAGAGCUCCGUCUUCCAUCAGCGCUCGUCCCUGUGGCGCAACUGUACGAAUCACAGAGCCCUGAAGCAAAUCCAUGCUUGCUUGAUCGUCAAUGGCUUCAAUUCCGAUCGCUCUGCUCUUAGAGAACUCGUCUACGCGGCGGCGAUUGCUUUCCAGACCACCAUUGACUAUGCCCACCAAAUGUUUGUCAGAAUUAUCGAACCGGACCUGUUUAUGUGGAACACCAUGCUUAGAGGCUCAGCUCAGAGCUCCAGACCUCAGUUGGCCGUUUCGCUCUAUGCCCGGAUGGAAAAACUCUUCAUUCAACCUGAUCACUACACUUUUCCUUUCGUACUCAAGGCGUGUGCGAGGCUUUCCUGGGUUAACAUGGGCUGCGUGAUACAUGGGAAGCUAGCGAAACAUGGGUUUGAGUGGAAUAAGUUUGCGAGGAAUGCCCUGAUCUACUUUCACGCGAAUUGUGGCGAAAUAAAGAUUGCGAGCUUGUUGUUUGAUGGCUCCGCGAGGAAAGAUGUUGUCGCUUGGUCUGCUUUGACGGCGGGAUAUGCAAGGAGGGGGGAAUUGCACAUGGCGAGGUGGUUGUUUGAUGCAAUGCCGGUGAAGGAUUUGGUUUCUUGGAAUGUUAUGAUCACGGUGUACAUAAAGCAAGGCGAGAUGGAGUGUGCAAUGGAGUUGUUUAAUUUGGUUCCUAAAAGAGAUGUUGUGACUUGGAAUGCAAUGAUUUCCGGUUAUGUGCUCAAGGGAGAGCAUCGAAAGGCGCUGGAGAUGUACGAGGAGAUGAGAAAUGCAGGGGAAUGUCCUGAUGAAGUAACAAUGUUGAGCCUUUUGUCAGCGUGUGCAAACUUAGGAGCUUUAGAUACUGGAGAGAAGAUUCAUUGCUCCAUCUCGGAGAUGGGCGAGGGAGUGUUGAGCAUUUUUCUUGGGAAUGCACUUAUUGACAUGUAUGCGAAAUGCGGCAACAUAAAGAAGGCACUCGCUGUAUUUCAUUGCAUGAUAGAGAAGGACGCUACAUCAUGGAACUCUAUAAUUGUGGGAUUGGCUUUUAGUGGUUACAUGGAAAAGGCCAUUUCUCUUUUUGAAGAUAUGAGGAAAAGGAAGUUGAGGCCUGACGAGAUAACUUUUGUUGGGGUAUUGAUUGCUUGUAGUCAUGCUGGGAAAGUCGAUGAGGGCCGUGCUUACUUCAACUUGAUGAAAGAUGUAUAUAACAUUCAGCCAAAUCUAAAGCAUUAUGGAUGCAUGGUAGAUUUGUUUGGGCGGGCUGGGCUUCUGAAUGAAGCAUUUGAGUUCAUUGACACAAUGGAGUUUGAACCCAAUGCCAUUAUUUGGAGAACAAUCCUUGGAGCCUGUCGAAUCCAUUGUAAUGUUGAGCUGGGGAGACGUGCUAAUGAACAGCUGCUCAAAUUGAGACGGGAUGAAAGUGGUGACUAUGUGCUACUGUCGAACAUAUAUGCUUCAAGUGGUGAGUGGUGUGGAGUUGAAGAUGUAAGGAAAUUGAUGGAAGAAAGAGGGGUGAAGAAAGCACAGGGGUUCAGCUUGGUUGAUGAAGAAAAUGAUGAACUCGUCCGCUUUUUGCUUAGUUCAAAACCUCAAACAAAAGCAACAGAAUGUAUACUUUGAUUUUGAAAACUGAGAUUUGCUCUCCUUACCCUUCAUAAAUUACGGAUACAGCGAACCGUCCAAUAUGUAAAACCAGUUUAUCUUUUCA
Sesamum indicum (sesame) is the source of this 1923-nucleotide messenger RNA. RefSeq names its product Pentatricopeptide repeat (PPR) superfamily protein. NCBI's taxonomy places the organism in Eukaryota, Viridiplantae, Streptophyta, Magnoliopsida, Lamiales, Pedaliaceae. Gene Ontology annotation, molecular function: protein binding; RNA binding. The record is from RefSeq and is a predicted model, not a curated record. Gene Ontology annotation, biological process: RNA modification.